GCCUGCCCUCGGAUGCCCCACCGGCUCCUCCGCCUCGGACCCAGGGCCCCGGGGCCGGCCGCGUGGGAGCAGGGGAAGGAGCAGACUGUGCCCGAAGAGACAGGCCCCAGGCGGGACAGCCUUCCAGCAUCAGCAGCCUCGGCCCAGCCUUGGCCUCACGGCCUCCACACAGAAACGUCGACGGACCUGAGCAUAGGAAGGAAAUCUCAGAAGCGCUGCCGCUGGAGGCGAGGCCGCGGGGCUGGGCGGCUGGGCGGGCGGAGGCCCCCCCCCCAUUGCGGGCUGGGGUGUUUCCGGGAGUGGCUGCUGGCGUCACGAAGCCAAAGUUUCACUUUUGGGUCCCGGCGCCAGCUAAGCUUGCUUGCUCGGAGGCUCCCCAGCAGAGCAGCGCCGCCCUGGUCUUGGGGCGGACUUGCUUCCUGUCGUGGGCCUGGAGCGGGGGGUGACAGUCACGGAGCAAUGGGAUCUGCCUUUGAGGGAGUGAUCAAGAGCGUGAUCCGGGAGCUGGACCACAGAGGCAAGCUCAUCCCCGUGGACAGUCUGCGGAGCUCCACCAGCUUCCAGCCCUACUGCUUGCUGGCCAGGAAGCUCUCAAGACUGUGGUUCUGGAAACCACGCUACAAGUGCAUCAACCUGUCCAUCAGGGACAUUCUGGAGCCUAAUGACCCAGAACCAGCUGUGAAAUGUGACGGCCCCUUCCACGUGUGCGACUUCAUGGACGGGCAGCUGCAGGGCUCUGUGGAGCUGGCACCCCCAGGACAGGUGCAGCUGGCAGGGGAGGCGACAGUGGCUGACAACCUCAGCACCUCGAUGAACGUGUGUACGCUGCGAGUGGUCCCCAACACCUGGGACACCAUGCGCCAAGAGAGGCGCCUACGGCAGCCCCAGCACAAAGUCCUAGAACAGCUGCGGAACUGUGGCAACGACAUAUUCGUGGUGACAGAGGUGCUGCAGACACAGAAGGAGGUGACAGUCACCUGGAUCUAUAAGCAGGAGGGCUCCAGCCAGUUUUCCCUGCCUGGAGCCCUGUCCCUCCAGGGCCAGGGCCAUCUGAGGCGGAAGAAGACAGUCACCAUCCCCUCAGGCAGCAUCCUUGCGUUCGAGGUGGCCCAGCUGGUUAUCGGCCCUGACUGGGAUGUCCUCCUCUUCCCGAACAAGAAGCAGAGGACCUUCAAGCAGUCCAAGAAAGAUCACAAGCCCAUGAGCAGCGCAGGCUCCAAAAUACAGUCGGACGGGUUUGGCGAGGACUCAGUGGCAGUCACAGAAGACUUCCAGGGCCUGCUGGCAGAGGUGGGGACCCAGGCCGAGGGCCUGCGGGGCUUGUCCAGGGGCCUGUGCGACCAGCUGCUGGCAGGCCUGGUGCGGGUGCUGCAGGAGGAGCCAGCCCUGCAAACCCUGGAGGAGGCGCUGGAACAGGGCCUGUUCUGUGGGUGGGUGGCACCCCUGGAAGGUCCGGUGGGCGCCGUCCUCGAGUGCCUGGUGCAUACCUCCAGAACGCUAGAAGAGCAACUUGCCAGACCCGUUCUCUACCUGGUGGACUUGCUGACUGGGCUGAGUGAAACCCAGCUCAAGCUGCUCACAAAGGUCCUGGAGACAGGAGAGCUGUCCCGGCCCUUCAAGCUGGUGCAGAGCAUUUUGGAGCAGAGCACCCCCUGGCAGGAGCGCAGGGCUGUGUCCCUGCCACAGGGGCUCCUGGAGGGCAGCUGGGACGCAGAGGCACCUGCGUGGGUCUUGCUGGAGGAGUGCGGCCUCGAGCUGCAGGUGGACGACCCCCAGGUGUGCUGGGAGCCAGAGGCCCGGGACCACACAUGUACACUCUACGCCUGUCUGGCACUGCUGUUAUGCCUGAGCGAGGACCCCUGUUAGAGCUGACCGGCUCUGCCCGCCGGCAUGCUGGGCAGCUCUCCAGACGGCGUGGGACUCAUGCCCACCUGGCUGUCCGCACCGGGAAGGCUAGAGCCCCACCCAGCCAUGCGGCCAGUUCAUCCUGGGGUGGGGAGCUGGGGAAAGUCAGUAAAUGUGAUAUACAA
Messenger RNA from Nyctereutes procyonoides (raccoon dog), 2030 nucleotides. RefSeq names its product gasdermin D (gene GSDMD). The record is from RefSeq and is a predicted model, not a curated record. Lineage: Eukaryota; Metazoa; Chordata; Mammalia; Carnivora; Canidae. Gene Ontology annotation, biological process: defense response to bacterium; pyroptotic inflammatory response. The coding region runs from base 13 to 1866 and encodes 617 amino acids. The transcript has 12 exons. Gene Ontology annotation, cellular component: NLRP3 inflammasome complex. Gene Ontology annotation, molecular function: phosphatidylserine binding; phosphatidylinositol-4,5-bisphosphate binding; phosphatidylinositol-4-phosphate binding.